UAUCAUUGAGUAAGAAUGCGGGUUCUGUUAGUCGGUUUGGCUCUAAUAGUGGCGGCGGCGGCGGCGGCGGCCUCGGUGCUGCCCACAGCGGAGCCGGUCCUGGGGUACCACGACGCCGUGGGCAUCCCUCACGCGGCCAAAAUCAAGGCAGUGGAAGACCGGUACUUCGCCAACCAAGACGAAGACGUGCCAAUGGACCCUCGCAUUGUGGGAGGAGUUGUUGCUGCAACCGGUGGUCAUCCUUACUUGGCGGGUCUCGUCAUCAGCCUCCUCAAUGUAGUUGGCCAAUCUGCCUGCGGCUCAUCACUCCUCUCCGCCAAUCGGUUGGUAACCGCGGCCCACUGCUGGAACGACGGUGUCAGGCAGGCCUGGCAGUUUGAGGUUGUCCUGGGUUCCAGUUGGCUGUUCAUCGGCGGUACUAGGAUCUCCACGUCGCAGGUCGUCAUGCACCCGUCGUGGAACCCCUCAACGCUGGCCAAUGAUGUUGCUAUGAUCUAUCUGCCUACCAAUGUAGCCUUCUCAACUAUUAUCCAGCCCAUUGCCUUGCCAUCCACCACCCAACUGUGGGACCCAUUUGUGGGUCUGUGGUCUACUGCUUCUGGAUACGGCAAGACCAGUGACUUACAAACCGGCGUGUCGACGGCCAGCGUGGUGAGCCAAGUGUCCCUGCAAGUGAUCUCGGUGGCGCAGUGCCAACUCACUUUCGGUCACUGGAUUCUCGACAGCACCCUCUGCACCAACGGUAUCGGGGGCGUCGGCAUCUGCGGCGGCGACUCCGGCGGUCCGCUGGUCGUUAAUUCCAACGGACAGAAUAUUUUGGUGGGCAUCAGCUCGUUCGUAGCAGCGGCCGGUUGCCAGCUCGGCCACCCCUCGGCCUUCGCCAGGGUCACCAGCUUCUACAGCUUCAUAGUCAGCCAUCUGUAAACCUGACCCAACUUGAACG
Cydia strobilella is the source of this 943-nucleotide messenger RNA. RefSeq names its product brachyurin-like. The record is from RefSeq and is a predicted model, not a curated record. The transcript has 5 exons. Bases 16 to 924 code for a protein of 302 amino acids. Gene Ontology annotation, biological process: proteolysis. NCBI's taxonomy places the organism in Eukaryota, Metazoa, Arthropoda, Insecta, Lepidoptera, Tortricidae. Gene Ontology annotation, molecular function: serine-type endopeptidase activity.